Messenger RNA from Contarinia nasturtii (swede midge), 3306 nucleotides. Its product is annotated as Werner syndrome ATP-dependent helicase-like. Gene Ontology annotation, cellular component: nucleus; cytoplasm; chromosome. Bases 78 to 3149 code for a protein of 1023 amino acids. The record is from RefSeq and is a predicted model, not a curated record. Gene Ontology annotation, biological process: DNA replication; double-strand break repair via homologous recombination. Lineage: Eukaryota; Metazoa; Arthropoda; Insecta; Diptera; Cecidomyiidae. The transcript has 6 exons. Gene Ontology annotation, molecular function: 3'-5' DNA helicase activity; four-way junction helicase activity; nucleic acid binding.
AAACACAGGCUCCUUUAUAAUUCAAGCCUGUUUUUGUGUAUUUUUUUUUACAGAAAUUCAAAAAUACGGUGAAAAAGAUGGACGAAGAUUUUGAUAUGGAAGAUGCGCUAUUGAUGGAAGCUGCCAGUCAGUUUGACCAUCAUUUCGAAGCGACAAAACCCAGUGAAGAACACUUACAAUGUUUGCAAACAAAUUUCGGUCACAGUGAAUUUCGACCAAAACAGUGGGAUAUUAUUCGCUCGAUAAUCGAAGACAAGCGUGACAACUGUGUGAUUAUGCCCACCGGAUACGGGAAAUCGCUGUUGUUUCAAUUUCCUUCCGUUUAUACAAAUGGCAUCACAUUAGUUGUGUCACCGUUAAUCUCACUGAUGCAGGACCAAGUGAGUGCAUUGAGCGUUGCCAAUAUAUCCGCUUGUUUUCUGGGUUCAGCACAAAGCGAUCGAAAUAUUGAAUGUCAAGUUGAAGCCGGAGAUUUUCGUAUGGUUUACGCUAGCCCAGAGUAUAUCAAUGGAGAACGUGGAAACAAAUUGAUGAAAAAACUCGAGAGCAAACUAACACUUGUUGCUGUUGACGAAAGUCACUGUAUCUCUGCAUAUGGUCAUGCCUUUCGUCCGGAAUAUCGAAAAUUGGGUUGCAUUCGCAAAGAAAUACCAUCGAUUCCCAUAUUAGCGAUAACCGCAACAGCAACGCAACAUGUUCGAGACGAUAUAAUUUCCUCGUUGCGAUUAAAGAAUCCACAAAACGUGUCGAUGGGUUUUGAUCGGCCGAACAUUCACUUUUCAUUUCGUAACAAAACAAGAGUUUGGGACGAUUUGAAGCCGUUCGUUACCAACGUUCGUGGGAGUGUCAUAGUUUAUGUAUUGACAAAGAAAAAGUCCGAAGAGAUUGCAAAUACAUUACGUUCGUGCGGUGUGGACUGUGAGAUCUACCAUGCGGGUAUACCAAUGAAAAAACGUCGAAGUGUUUUGGAUGAUUUUACAAGAGAUCGUUUAAAAGUGAUUGUUGCGACGGUGGCGUUUGGCAUGGGGAUUGAUAAGCCAGAUGUACGCUGUGUCAUCCAUUAUGGAGCAUCCAAGAACAUUGAAUCAUAUUAUCAGGAAGUCGGACGAGCAGGCAGAGAUGGACAACUCAGCAAGGCCAUUACAUUCCAUGAGAAAGGCGACUUUGGACUGCACGAAUGGUUUUUGAAUGAAAAUCAAGAGCAUCAAUCAGAAAGAGUGAUAACACACUUGCGUGAAAUUGGACAAAAGAUGAGAGAUUUUUGUCAUACAACAAUGUGUCGAAGAAAAUACCUGCUAGAAUACUUUGGUUCAAACACAUCACAAAUCCGGCCACGAUCAAAUUGCUGUGAUAACUGCGACAGUGGUUCGAGUCGCGUCACUCUAAGUGAUAAAUACGAAGGCAUCGACGAUGAAGGCAAUUACGAUUUCACUGAAAAUGCCUAUCGUUUACUGAAAGCGAUGAAAAUUACGGGCAAGGUGAAUAUGGCAAUUACAGUGCUAAGAGGUUCCAGCGAAAAGAAGGCAUUGGAAUUUCAAAAAGAUAAGGAAAUCUAUGGAGUGGGAAAAAUUUGGUCAAAAGAGUAUUGGAGACAUUUGGUUGAACAAUUGAAGGAUAAUGAGUACAUCACUAUCAAAAAACUACCACUGCCAUAUCGGCCGAUACAAGUUGUCUCACAGCUGGGUUUGGCCUGGUUAAACAAAACAAACAGAGACCGCUUGAUCCUUGUGGCCAAACCCGAAAUGUAUCAAUACUUUAGAAAAAAGAAGCAACAAGCUUUUGAAAAUAAUAAUUUGAAACCAAGUACGAGUACAAAGCCAGCAACUGAAGUUCGGCAAGGUAUUCAAAGUCUAAUGGAAACAAAAGACAUUGAUGACUAUCAAAUGGAAAUGGAAAUGAGCGAUAAACAUUUGGAGGAAAUUCUACUCGGAAUUCGAGCUAUUUUGGCUGAAAACAGUGAUUGUAUGCCGUAUUUGGUGGCGUCAAACAUUGCCAUCCAACAAAUGGUCGAAAAGAAACCAGUUAGUGUCAAGGAAUUCAAGUCAUAUGUCAUCGAUGGGUUUUCUAUUGCGAAAAUAGAUAAAUUUGCAUCGUUCUUCAUUGAUGGAAUUAUUAAAUUCAUGAAUAAUGAAUUUUGUUUAAGUAAACUUUUGAAGACCUAUCCAUUGAAAACAAAACAAUCUCAAUUGUCACCGCAAGAAACACGACACUUACAUAAACUCAUCCGGAAUAAUCAUGCGCUCACCGAUAUUUGCAAGCAAAUAAAUCGCACUGAGCCCGAAUUAAUUGAUGAAAUUGUAAUUUUGAUUCGAACUGGUUUCCAAGUUACAAAAGGCCAUUUGGCCCCCUUGAUUGGAGCAAGCGAUGAAAUUCUACGAUAUCUCAAAGACAAUGUGACCAAUGAAGACUUUUUGAAUUUGGAUAAUGUUAGUGAGGUCAAAGCAAAAUUUUCCACAAACCCACACAUCACCGAACCAAUGCUGAUGCUGGUUUUAAAUUACUUAAAAGUUCGACAAUUUUUACAAUCGAUUUCUGUUCCAUAUUUUGAUGUGGAUGAAAAUCGUCUUGUUAACGGUCAUACUCUCUUGGGGUCGAAAACAAUUGCGGCAAGUCAAAGCCAACAAAAUUCACAAAACGAAACAUUAUCAAAUGCGAGUGGAAGUGGACACACACCAAGCGAUUUGGAUUUAUCAAAUCAACAUGACCAAUCAUCAAUGGUUUUGGAUUUGUUGGAAGAAGACGAAGACGAUUUUGCGGCUGCUAUUGCAAGUUUCGAUAGUGCGACUGAAAUUAUGGCAGCCAAACCAUUACAUGCGUCACAGAAAGUGAAUCAACAUCAAGAAAUAAAGAAAUUUGAAGCAAAACAACCAACAAAAAUGCCUUCAGCUCACAGCAAAAUACCAGAAACUAAAACAGAAACAACAACCACUACAGCUAGUACCAAACGACCAAAAGCAACAUUGAAAAAACGUCCGGCAGCAACGUAUGCAAUUCAAUAUUUGAGCGACUCCGAUUCAGAUGAGCCAAAAGCCGAUGAACAAGAACCACAGAAGAAACGAGUGAUGCCACAGUGGCUCACCUCAAAGCGAAGCACAACCACAAAUUCAAAACCGAAUCCAGUUCAGAAAAAAUCAUCGUUCUUCGGAUGAGACUGAUUAAAUAAAUAUUCGAAGAAAAGUUCAUUAUUUGAAAGUAAUUUUAUGGAAUUAAUCAUUGAUUUUUUUUAGAUGUAAGAAAAUACUGAGCGUACGUUCAAUUUUGUAAACUUUGUUAAGAAUCACAUAAUAAAUGGACAUUCAACUUCAA